GCAUGGAUGCUGAAGAAUUCCGUAAAUAUGGGCGAAAAAUGGUUGACUUUAUCGCGGAUUACUUAGAAAAUAUCCGACAACGUGAUGUAGUACAUAAAGUUACCCCGGGUUACCUAAAGAAGCUGCUUCCAACCGAGGCUCCAGAGAAUCCCGAAGAUUUUGAAGAAGUGUUCAAAGACAUUGAAAAGUUUAUAAUGCCGGGGAUAACUCACUGGCAUAGUCCGUAUUUUCAUGGUUAUUUUGCCGCCGGAAACACUUAUCCAUCAAUUUUAGGAGACAUGCUUUCAGACGCCAUUGGUUGCAUAGGAUUUUCAUGGGCUACAAGUCCUGCCUGUACUGAGCUGGAAGUUAUUACCACGGACUGGUUGGGGAAGAUGCUCGCACUUCCGGAAGAAUUCUUACAUUGUGGUCCAGGCAAUGGAGGUGGUGUCAUCCAGUCCACAGCCAGCGAGACCGUUUUCCUGUGUUUGUUAGCAGCUCGAAAUAAAAUUCUCGAUGAAAUAAAGAAAGAGAACCCUGAUUUAGAAGAUAAAGACAUACUUGCUAAACUCGUUGCCUACUGUACUGAUCAGGCAAACUCCUCCGUUCAUCGAUCAGCCUUAUUGGGCGCUGUUAGAAUGCACAAAUUGGACAGCGAUUCGAAUUUUAGCCUUCGAGGUGACACUUUAAGGAAAGCAGUUGAAAAUGACAAAAAACAAGGAUUAAUUCCCUUUUUCCUUUGUGCGUCACUCGGAACAACUGGAACAUGUGCAUUUGAUAAUAUCGAAGAGUUAGGACCUAUAUGCGAGAAAGAAAAUAUAUGGAUGCACAUUGACGCAGCAUAUGCCGGAAGUGCUUUUGUUUGUCCGGAAUAUCGGAAAUACAUGAAAGGGAUAGAGUAUGCGGAGACUUUCAGUGUAAACCCACACAAAUGGAUGCUUAUCAACUUUGAUUUGUCCGUCAUGUGGAUCAAGAAUAGUUCAUAUCUGGUAGAUGCUUUCAAUGUAGAUCCUAUAUAUCUGCGACACACUAAUGAAGGAAAAGUCCCAGACUACAGGCAUUGGCAGAUACCACUUGGAAGACGUUUCCGGUCGUUAAAACUGUGGUUUAUGCUGCGAUCGUACGGUGUUAGCGGAGUUCAGAAGUACAUUCGAAAGCAUUGUCAAUUGGCAAAAAAUUUCGAAAAGCUGAUUUUGGACGAUGGUCGAUUCGAGAUAACAUCCGAAACAGUAAUGGGACUUGUUUGCUUUAGACUCAAGAAGGGAAACAAGGUAACAGAGAAACUGCUCAGCGAGAUUUUGGACGACGGAAGAAUAUACAUGAUCCCUGCUUUCAGUAGAGACACGUACUUCCUUCGACUGGCAGUUGUAGCAGAGCGAACCACGUCUGACGACAUACGGUACUCAUACGAAGUCAUCAGGACGUGCGCUGACAAAAUACUGCAGCAUUUAGAGGACCUUAAAGCAGAUGAACCCGUGGUGGUGGAUAUUGACCUCUCAAGGAAAAAGAACAUUCUCGACGUGAAUGAUGACACCAACAGUACUGUUCAUAUCAAUGGACACACAAAGUGAUACAAUAUCUUCAGUUUUGUGACAUACAUUCGAAACAUUUGCAGCUUCAUUUGUCAAUCGAAAAUGAUUG
This is a messenger RNA of Saccostrea echinata, 1620 nucleotides long. RefSeq names its product aromatic-L-amino-acid decarboxylase-like. The record is from RefSeq and is a predicted model, not a curated record. The transcript has 12 exons. Bases 3 to 1550 code for a protein of 515 amino acids. NCBI's taxonomy places the organism in Eukaryota, Metazoa, Mollusca, Bivalvia, Ostreida, Ostreidae. Gene Ontology annotation, biological process: serotonin biosynthetic process; catecholamine metabolic process; amino acid metabolic process. Gene Ontology annotation, molecular function: pyridoxal phosphate binding; aromatic-L-amino-acid decarboxylase activity.